Rotaria sp. Silwood2 is the source of this 716-nucleotide messenger RNA. NCBI's taxonomy places the organism in Eukaryota, Metazoa, Rotifera, Eurotatoria, Philodinida, Philodinidae. The record is from the annotation of a GenBank genome assembly.
AUGACAACAAUACGACCAUCAAAUAGUUCAUCAUUUCCUGACAAAACGGUCAAUCCCGUUUUCCCUCCAAUGUCUUAUUCAAUUGCAAAUAGUAUUCGACCUCCAUUGUUUCCACCCAACAUUUCUACAUCUUCGACUCAAAAUUUUUCUCAACCUAAUGCUCCAAUUUUUCCACCAACUAUUCCACCAUCGUCGAAUGUUCACAAUACAAAAAUAAAUCCAACACUACCACCUUCACAUGUUUACAACACAAACACCAGUCCUACUCAACCAAUAGCAACUACUGAUAAAUUAAAUACAAUUCCAACUCCAUCAAUAUCGAAUGUUUCUACUGCAAAUGGAAAUUCAACUCCACCAUUAAAUGUUCUCAGUACAAAAACAAAUCCAACUAUACCGUUUCCUACUCCUUAUAAUAUUAGUUCAAAUCCAACUUCACAAACAUCUAGUUUCUUCACUUCAAGUACAACUUCACAACCAACCAAUCUUUUCAAUUCAAAUGUAACUCCAUCACCACCAUAUGGAUAUAACAUCAACACAAGUCCACCACCACCACCACCACCAUCAAAUAUUCUCAAUACAAAAGUGAAUUCACCUUCACUACCAACGACUAAUUAUCCAAUCAAUCCAAAUCCAUCUCUACCACAUCCAUCAAACGUCUAUAAGCCUCUUUCAACCUACCAAAUACCAUCAUCUCAACCAUCAAUUGGAAAUGGUAU